AUGAGAGAAGUUAUCUCAAUCCAUAUUGGUCAAGCUGGUGUUCAAGUCGGUAACGCUUGUUGGGAACUCUAUUGUUUGGAGCACGGUAUUCAACCUGAUGGUUUGAUGCCAUCCGAUAAGACUAUUGGUGUUGAAGACGAUGCUUUCAAUACCUUCUUCUCUGAGACUGGUGCCGGCAAGCACGUCCCAAGAGCUGUCUUCCUCGAUUUGGAACCAACCGUUGUUGAUGAAGUCCGUACCGGAACUUACAGACAACUCUUCCACCCAGAACAAUUGAUUACUGGUAAGGAAGAUGCUGCCAACAAUUAUGCCAGAGGUCACUACACCAUUGGUAAGGAAAUUGUUGACUUGUGCUUGGACAGAAUUAGAAAGUUGGCCGACAACUGUACUGGUUUGCAAGGCUUCUUGGUCUUCUCCUCUGUCGGUGGUGGUACUGGUUCUGGUUUGGGUGCCUUGUUGUUGGAAAGAUUGUCUGUUGACUAUGGUAAGAAGUCCAAGUUGGGUUUCACUGUCUAUCCAUCUCCACAAGUUGCAACUGCCGUUGUUGAGCCAUACAACUCUGUCUUGUCCACUCACGCCUUGUUGGAACACACUGAUGUUGCUGUCAUGUUGGACAACGAAGCCAUCUAUGACAUUUGUAGAAGAUCUUUGGACAUUCAAAGACCAACCUACACCAACUUGAACAGAUUGAUUGCUCAAGUCAUUUCCUCAUUGACUGCUUCAUUGAGAUUUGAUGGUGCUUUGAACGUUGACGUUACUGAAUUCCAAACUAACUUGGUCCCAUACCCAAGAAUUCACUUCAUGUUGUGCUCUUAUGCUCCAGUCAUUUCUGCUGAGAAGGCUUACCAUGAACAAUUGAGCGUUGCUGAAAUUACCAACUCUGCCUUUGAACCUGCAAGCAUGAUGGCCAAAUGUGACCCAAGACACGGUAAAUACAUGGCUUGCUGCUUGAUGUACAGAGGUGACGUUGUUCCAAAGGACGUUAACGCUGCUGUUGCCACUAUUAAGACUAAGAGAACCAUUCAAUUCGUUGACUGGUCACCAACUGGUUUCAAGUGCGGUAUCAACUACCAACCACCAACUGUUGUUCCUGGUGGUGACUUGGCUAAGGUUCAACGUGCUGUCUGCAUGAUUUCCAACUCUACUGCCAUUGCUGAAGUCUUCUCCAGAAUUGACCACAAGUUCGACUUGAUGUAUGCUAAGAGAGCAUUCGUCCACUGGUAUGUCGGUGAAGGUAUGGAAGAAGGAGAAUUCUCUGAGGCCAGAGAAGACUUGGCUGCCUUGGAAAAGGACUAUGAGGAAGUUGGUACUGAAUCCCACGAGGGUGAAGGUGAGGACGGUGAAGGUGCUGAAGAUCAAUAA
Molecule: messenger RNA, 1362 nt
Organism: Naegleria lovaniensis
Lineage: Eukaryota; Heterolobosea; Eutetramitea; Acrasida; Naegleriidae
Exons: 1
Coding region: 1-1362 (453 amino acids)
Biological process (GO): microtubule cytoskeleton organization; mitotic cell cycle
Cellular component (GO): microtubule; cytoplasm
Molecular function (GO): structural constituent of cytoskeleton; GTP binding
Source: RefSeq, a predicted model, not a curated record